UCCAAGUUCAAUCCUUAAACACUAUUCAUCACUCGAGUCUGUCUACACAAUAUCCUACCUGAUCAAACCUCACUGUCUUCCUAUACCUUCACAAUGGGGUCCUUCCGACGCCUUAGCACUGCUCAGGGACUGGGCAUUUCCUCGUCCCAGUCCUCGGACAAAUCUUCCCCAUCUUCACCCAAGCCUCGCUUCGCCGAUGCAGUGGUGAGCACCAUCGCACGCCCACUGACCAACGAGGAGCAUUGGGCUCUCUACUACUUCGAAUCGCACGCGCGAACUUGCACUCGCUGCUACAACCCUUACGCUGUACAGAAGCGUAAGGACCGGUUAUGCUCCGAGGGCCACCUCCUCGCGCAAAACCUCUCCCUUUACUUAACCCAGGGCCAUGACGGCCACAUCCGCAGUGCCAGCCGCACCGAGCAAUCCGAAAAGGUUGACGGUGGGUAUGCGGACGUGUGGGUCGAGAUCCCGCGGGGAUUCGAGAACGCUCUUGGUCUCCUCAAGGCCAUCGAGCGCAGCAUGCGACAUCGCGAGAAGUUCGUCGCCUUUGAGAAGGCGCAUACAUCGCCGAGAAAAGAGAAGCACGCGGUCAAGGAACCGGUCAUCCACCACACCAAGCACUCCAAAUCAUAUCACACCGUCACCGCCGAGCCGGAAAUUGUUGAAUGGCCACGGCAUGAACGGGAGACUACCGAAGAAGCCACCCCAGUCAUCAAACCAAGCAACCGUGGCUCGCUAUACGAAGCAGAUAUGCGCGCUCGUCAAGAGCGGGAGCGAAAGGAACAGCAGCUGCCAUACCGAGUGGAGUUACGGGAACCGCGGGCAGGGCGGCAUCCCCAUCGGCAUUCAGUAUUCUGGAAUUGAAGUGCGCUGAGGAAAUCAGGAAAGAAAUACGUUGCUCCGUUGCUCCGUUCACGACGUGAAUGGUUC
Eremomyces bilateralis CBS 781.70 is the source of this 930-nucleotide messenger RNA. RefSeq lists its product as uncharacterized. Lineage: Eukaryota; Fungi; Ascomycota; Dothideomycetes; Eremomycetales; Eremomycetaceae. The coding region runs from base 94 to 864 and encodes 256 amino acids. The transcript has a single exon. The record is from RefSeq and is a predicted model, not a curated record.